Messenger RNA from Penicillium oxalicum, 1140 nucleotides. RefSeq names its product SANT/Myb-like DNA-binding domain-containing protein. Gene Ontology annotation, biological process: mitotic cell cycle; positive regulation of transcription by RNA polymerase II. The transcript is spliced from 5 exons. Gene Ontology annotation, molecular function: RNA polymerase II cis-regulatory region sequence-specific DNA binding; DNA-binding transcription factor activity, RNA polymerase II-specific. The record is from RefSeq and is a predicted model, not a curated record. Lineage: Eukaryota; Fungi; Ascomycota; Eurotiomycetes; Eurotiales; Aspergillaceae. Gene Ontology annotation, cellular component: nucleus. Bases 1 to 1140 code for a protein of 379 amino acids.
AUGCUGCAGACUACGCGAGAAAGACGAUGGUGGACAAGCCAGGAAGACGACAUACUGAAGAAUGCAGCACAAGCGCAAUGUAAUAACCCCGACGAACUGGUUGGAAAUGUAACUAUAUCUGACACCGAGGCUGACCUUCACCCCACAGCACACAAACCCGGCAGCGUACAAAACUGGAACGAUAUUGCUUUUUUGUUGCCCGGGCGCACCAACAAGGACUGCCGCAAGCGAUGGUCAAAGAUUCAGACCGACGUCCAGAAGGGGGUAUGGAAACGGGACGAAGAUGAGAGACUGCGGCACGCAGUACAGCAGUUGGGGUUCAAAUGGUCUCGCGUGGCCGCCAUGGUUCGGUGUCGCAAUGCAGACCAGUGCGCAAAGCGUUGGCAACAAGUGCUCAGACCUGACCUGAACCAUAUGUCGUGGACUCCUGAAGAGGAUGAGAAGCUGCUGGCGGCAAUCAAGACCUAUGACAACAACUGGAAGCAAAUAAGCCUCGCCGAGUUUCCCGAUCGCUCCACCCACGACAUAAGGAAUCGGAGCCGCUUGCUCGACCGUGGGAGCCGGAAUGCCAGUGACGUUGGAUCCAUACCCGAGCAACUGCGGACCCCGAGUUCAAAAGGAGACAAAAUGAUGAUAUGCGGGGACGAGAAUACUGAUAACGAUAUUGGCACUUUUGAUGGUAGUGCUGAGUGCGACGCUGGCCACAUAUCUGACCCCAGCUGGAUUGGACCCAAGAAAGUCUUGGAAAAUAACCAGGGACUGCCUGUACCAGAUAAUGAAUGGCUUUCUUGGCGCAACCCAUUUGAGGAUUCAUCCUCGACCACGCCUGUUUCUCAGUUGGCGUGGUGGGACAGCGAUCUUGUGGAUCAGCACUGCUUUCUCAACUCUGUGUCAUCGGAUGCUGGGGUUUUUCAAGUUCCCGGGUUGGCGGGAGACAUUCAGGGUAUCGGCGACCCAGAGGUUCGGAUCGAUGCGAAUAUGGAGAUGCACAAUGGCGAUGCCGUUUUGGAGAAUGGGCAGAAAGGAAGCGUCAUUUUGACCUUGGAUCAAGUGGACCCAUAUGUGGCCCACGAAAUCAUGGGCAGCGUCCUAAAGCAUAGCGCAGGUCUCAAAAUUCGGUGCGUCGUCGAUGGCAAAUAA